AUGGCAAGACUCACUGACGAUUCCGACUACGAUGCCGGAGAAACGUCUUGGAAUGUACCACGUCCACGUUCCGGCUCUGUAAAGUAUCAUGCAUGCAAUGGGCUCCGAACUAGGUGCGUUCCUCUAAGUCUUCCUACCAAUAUGACCAAGUUGCAAAAAUAA
Protopolystoma xenopodis is the source of this 162-nucleotide messenger RNA. Lineage: Eukaryota; Metazoa; Platyhelminthes; Monogenea; Polystomatidea; Polystomatidae. The record is from the annotation of a GenBank genome assembly.